AUGGUGCUUUUACUCGAAACUCCGCUCACGGGCUCGAGGGUGCUGGAUCUUGUGGCACUGAGUUUUCUUUUGUUCCUGAUCAAUCGGCUCCUGACCUGGUACCGGCUGAGCCACGUGCCGGGCCCGUUCUGGAACUCGGUCUCGUCGCUCGCCCUGCUCAGGACGCAGCUCGGGGGCAGUGUGCAUGCGGAUUUGAACCAACUCCUCCACAAACAUGGUUCAUCGCUCGUACGCAUCGGCCCCAAUGCGGUGCUGACGAAUGAUGCAAAGCUCGUGCAGCGCAUGGAGGCCAAUAGAUCCCCAUAUACCAAGAGCCCCUGGUACGGCACUUUUCGGUUCAUGAAGGGAACGGACCAUUCGUUCAGCCAAGUAGACGAACGCAAACAUGCAGAUCUCAGGACCAAGAUUGGCCCUGGAUAUUCCAGCACGCACCUGGCUGAGCAAAGCAUUGAUCGCCAGCUUCUCCGGUUCCUUCACCUGAUUGAUCGCAAAUACCUCUCCCGCGAAGAUGGGGGCUCCUACAGACCUCUGGACUUCGCCAGGCUAUCACAUCUAUACAGCAUGGAUGUGGUCGGUGACUGGACCUUCGGCAAGCCGUUCGGCUUCCUAGAGGAGGGAGAGGACAUCUAUGACUACAUCAGGUGGAACGAGGAGUUCUUCCCGUUCGUGACCAUGGCGUCGACGUUCCCUUUCCUCGCAACAUUGCUUCAGCAAUGGCCGUUCUCGGAGAUGCUCCCCAAGCCAUCUGACCCAGUGGGUCUUGGGCGCUUCAUGAAGGUUGCUUAUGAUGCCAUCGAAGAACGUCAGAAGUAUGGUGUCGACCUGCGCAACGAUCUGAUGGGCAUUUUCCUCCAACAUGGCGUGGGCAAGGAAGAUGCGGUAAACGAAGCAUUGGUACAGGUUGUGGCAGGAACAGACUCGGUGGCCGUAGCGAUCCGAAUGGCCUUGGUCUACAUUCUAUCCAAGCCAACAGUAUACAACAAACUGCUCGCCGAACUCGACGAGGCCAGGAAUUCGGGCCAAGUCACCCGGCCCAUCAUCCGGGAUGCCGAAGCCAGGCGCCUGCCCUACCUCCAGGCCGUGAUCCGCGAGAGCCUCCGCAUCUUCCCCACCGUUACACCACUGAUGUACAAGUCGGUGCCAGCGGGCGGAGACCUCGUCGCCGGCUACCAACUGCCCGCCGGCACCGACGUCGGGGUGGACCAGUACGGCAUCCUGCGGAGCAAGGAGUACUGGGGCGAGGACGCCGAUCUCUUCCGACCGGAGCGGUGGCUGCAGGCCGACGAAAAGGAGCUGGAAGCCAUGAGCGAGUAUCUCGAGGCGUCGUUCGGAUACGGGAAGUACAAGUGCCUUGGACGCUCGAUUGCAUUCGUGGAGAUCAACAAGACGUUGUUUGAACUUCUUACGAGGUUCAACUUCACCAUGCUCAACCCGCCGGCCCCUCUCAAGAUGUUUGCGGCAUCCUUCUGGAUGAUGAAGGACUUCUGGAUGGUAAUCACUCCGAGGGAGACUUAA
This is a messenger RNA of Neoarthrinium moseri, 1515 nucleotides long. RefSeq lists its product as uncharacterized. The coding region runs from base 1 to 1515 and encodes 504 amino acids. NCBI's taxonomy places the organism in Eukaryota, Fungi, Ascomycota, Sordariomycetes, Amphisphaeriales, Apiosporaceae. The transcript has 7 exons. The record is from RefSeq and is a predicted model, not a curated record. Gene Ontology annotation, molecular function: heme binding; oxidoreductase activity, acting on paired donors, with incorporation or reduction of molecular oxygen; iron ion binding.